Molecule: messenger RNA, 399 nt
Organism: Macrosteles quadrilineatus (aster leafhopper)
Lineage: Eukaryota; Metazoa; Arthropoda; Insecta; Hemiptera; Cicadellidae
Exons: 2
Coding region: 16-399 (127 amino acids)
Source: RefSeq, a predicted model, not a curated record
GCAAUCAAGGAAAAAAUGGAUAAAUCUUAUCUCAGCAGUUUUCUGUACCAUCUCAACAAAAAACAGAAGCAGGAAACUUUCAUUCAACAAGAUAAACUGGAAAGAAUACAGUUUGAUAUCGUGAAAGGUCUUGUGGAUAUUGAAAAGUUUGAGAGGUUCAACAAUAUUUGUGAUGAUUUGUUUGGGCUGAUUGAACUUUACCUUAGGCAUCAUAGUACAGGGAAAAUGACUGUAAAGGAAGUUUUGAAGAGAAUGAAGGUCUUAAGACUGACUGGUUCUAAGAUAGGCAAGAUGGAUGACUCUCUACGCAGACUGGUAGACCUGGAGGUUCUAGUGUUGGCUGGCAACUGUCUGUUAUCCUGCAAAGGAGUCAGCCAAGGGAGGACUGAUUGUCAAUGA